CUUUUAACCUCAAAAAAAAAAAAAAUUGGUACUCACUCACUACUCAGUACUAGAGUACCGCCUCAGGCUCCAUUUUUAUCAAAAACCCCACCGAUACAAAACAAACACAAAUCGUCUCUCUCUUCCUCUCUCUUCCUUUCUUUCUCUUUCUCUAAUGGCGAUGAUGGUGGAGAAUAGCUAUAGUUACGGUGGUGGAGGCACCGGAGAAAGGAUACAGUUAAUGGUGGAAGGUCAAGGCAAGGCGGUUCCGGCGCCGUUUCUGACCAAAACUUAUCAGCUUGUCGACGAUCCAGCGACGGAUCAUGUUGUUUCUUGGGGAGACGAUGACACCACCUUCAUCGUUUGGCGUCCACCGGAGUUUGCUCGUGACCUUCUUCCUAAUUACUUUAAACACAACAACUUCUCUAGCUUCGUUCGUCAGCUCAAUACUUACGGUUUCAGAAAGAUUGUUCCAGACAGAUGGGAAUUCGCGAACGAGUUUUUCAAGAGAGGAGAGAAGCAUUUACUCUGCGAAAUCCACCGGAGAAAAACAUCUCAGAUGAUACCAAACCAACACUCUCCGUUCAUAACUCACCAUCCUCCUCCGCCGCAGAUUCCAUUCUCCUCUGCCGGCGGCGGCCCAAGUUUCUUCCCUUUACCAGCGCGUGAGGACGACAUUUACUGGAGCGAAUCUCCGCCGCCGAGACCACGAGUCGUACCAACCACCGUGGAAGCAACGGUCACGGCAUUAACCGAAGACAACGAGAGAUUACGACGGAGCAACACCGUUCUAAUGUCGGAGCUUGCUCAUAUGAAGAAACUCUACAACGACAUUAUCUACUUUGUUCAGAAUCAUGUCAAGCCUGUUGCUCCAAGUAACUCUUACUUAUCCUCUUUCCUCAAGAAACAGCAACAACAACAACCUCCUCCUCCACAACUAGAUUAUUACAAUAAUGCCACUGUCACUAGUCUCCAUGCCUUGAACUCUCCUCCUACUUCUCAAAGCUCCAUUACUGUUCUUGAAGACGAUACUAAUCACGACAGUAAUACUAGAAAGACGAAGCUUUUUGGGGUCUCGUUACCUUCUUCGAAGAAGAGAUCACAUCAUUUCACAGAUCAAAGUAGCAAAACAAGACUUGUGUUGGAUAAGUCAGAUCUUGGAUUGAAUCUCAUGACUGCUUCUACACGUUAAUUAAGAGUCUUUCUUUUUAUUUUUGGAUUAAGUAUCAGCAUUAUUAACAGUAAUGUUGUAUCAAUCUUAAGGACUUUAUCUUUUUUUUUUGUUUGUUUUGUUUCUCUGAUUAAUUAAUAAUCUUUCUUCUAAUCUUUCUUUUUAUUUUUCCUUUUUAGUUUUUUCCUUUUUGUUUUGUUUUGAUUUCUGGGCUUGUUGUGUCUCAGGAAAAUGAGAAUGUCAGUGAUGUCUAAUGUAGAUAGGCUUUUAGGUUACUUUAUGCAUUUUCGAAAUUUUCAUGUGUAUCGGACCGAUCGAGUUUAUUAAUCCCUUUAUUUAAUGCUUUCUCGUCU
Messenger RNA from Thlaspi arvense, 1503 nucleotides. The record is from the annotation of a GenBank genome assembly. Lineage: Eukaryota; Viridiplantae; Streptophyta; Magnoliopsida; Brassicales; Brassicaceae.